This is a messenger RNA of Zasmidium cellare ATCC 36951, 1647 nucleotides long. RefSeq lists its product as uncharacterized. Lineage: Eukaryota; Fungi; Ascomycota; Dothideomycetes; Mycosphaerellales; Mycosphaerellaceae. The record is from RefSeq and is a predicted model, not a curated record. The transcript has 2 exons. Bases 1 to 1647 code for a protein of 548 amino acids.
AUGUUGUAUCAGCUCUGGCUUUUGCAGCAACUGCUAGUAUGGGCAGUGCCAUGGCUUGCCGCUACAGCCACGUCUGUUGGGGCAGACAAGACGGCUGUGUAUGCGAAAGACUUGCUUAACCAAUCCAUGGCGUUCAUGGAUAGGAACUACGACCCGGUCGCUGGCUACCAAUUCAACCUAAACACCGCUCUCCUGCACGAGACACGCUCAUCGGCAUGGUAUGCGGUUGGCCUUCUCGCCCGUAACGAAAAGGACGAUGCCGACCACGCAGCUAAGAUCCUCUCAAACAUCAUUGGUGGUCAAUAUCAUAAUACCAGCGAGCAGUGGUACGGCGACUACGAAGUCUACCCUGAAGGACCAUAUCCAGGGACCGAGGCAUAUCCAGCGGUGAUCUACAACUCUUGGGAUCCGAAUUGGAGGGGCUUCAUCGGCACUGCCUUUAUCAUCAUAGUGGAAGAGUUCGGUCAUCGACUUCCUCACAGCCUGGUAGACAGGGUGGUGAAGAGCAUCCACCUGAGCGCCCUAGGCGAUACAUACCGCGUCGGCGGCGUAGACGACGAUAACCUCUACCCCGCCUAUAGCAACGCAGCCAUCAUGAAAGCCGCCGUCGCAGGCUGGGUCGGUCGACGAGUCGGCGACAAGAACCUCACAGCGGAGGGCGAGAGCUGGGGCGGCGAGAUUAUCGAUUUGUUCAAUCGAAACCAGACCCUCUCCGAGUUCAACGGCCCGACAUACUUAGGCGUCUCGCUCCUCGCCCUCACGUUCUGGGCGAAGUAUCUCCCUUCCGACUCCGUUCUUGGAGCCAACGGCGCAAGAAUGAUUCGCGAGAUCUGGGACCUCACAGGUCAGCUGUACAACGCCGACAUGAAGAAUAUCGCCGGCCCCUGGGAUCGAAGCUACUCAUACGACAUGCAGCGAGCACUGGCCAUCGCAGGCUUGUGGAUCUGGAGUUUCGUAGGUCUGGAAGACGCACCGAUGUACCGCGUCCCGUCCGCCAUGGCGCAUGUCGAUGACUUUGAGAUUGGACCCCUCAUCUCCGUCCUGGCGCCGUACCAUCGCCAGUUCGUUGGCGAAAAGACGAUGGAAGCGUUCAGGACAUUUGGUGAGGAACAUUUCGUUCGUCGACAGGCGUUCUCCCCGCCGUAUGAUGCGUGCCCGAGGAAUAUCACGACGUGGAUGUCUGCGAACUUGACCAUCGGCGCUGAGAAUUUCGAAGAGAAUGUCGUGGGUGGACCGAGUGUGAACCCCGCGCAGUUCAAUCCGGCCGUGGUGCAGUGGUUGAGACGGGAUGGGAGUGCUGGGUUCGUCACGCUGUUUCCUGAGGUUGAGGCUUUGAAGGCUGUGGUUACGGAGGGGCGGUUGAAUCUCACUUAUCCGUUUGGGAAUGAGACGAGUCAGUUUACCCUGCACGUUAGUCCCAAUCCGCUGGGUGGUAGGAGGGAUGUGCGGUCUUGGGACGAUGUUGCGGGGGUCAAAGUGAAUGUUUCGGGGAGUGUGGAUUUGACGCCGACGGUAUCGUUUUGUGGUGUUGUGGGAGGGGAGUGUGAUCCCGUAAAUGACUUUGACCUCUGGAACUUUACCUACUCGAUGCCAGCCGGAAGCACAAAGCUACCAAACCUGAUACUCGAUAUCGAGUGGGCAGAGUAG